AGCAGACCAACAUCUUUCCUCCUCCUGGUUUUGUCUGCUUCCAGUUCAGAGUGGGGUGGCAACAGCCGGCUGCUCAGGCCUGCGGUCAGUUUUCUAUUUUCUCCUCUCUGUUUCUGCAGCUGCUGCCUGUCAAUCCGCCCGAUUUCUGGUGGAAGGUCGGUGAAUAUCAGCUGUCAGCACACUUCUUUACUGCCAGUCGGCCAUGGAGCUUCAACGUGCAACCCUUGUAACUGUGUUCCUGCUCAUGCUGCUCUCAACUGAGUGUUGGGGCAGGAACGAGGAGGAGCGUCUGAUCAACUACCUGUUCAAAGAGAAAGGGUACAACAAAGAGCUGCGGCCAGUCGAGAGGCAGCAGGACGCUGUUGAUGUUUACCUCGCCCUCACGCUGUCUAACCUCAUCUCUCUGAAAGAAGUAGAUGAGACAUUGCUGACGAAUGUGUGGAUUGACCACACAUGGACCGACUACAGACUGACGUGGAAUGUGUCAGAGUUUGACGGCAUCAACAUACUUCGCCUGCCGCCCAGCAUGGUGUGGCUGCCAGAAAUCGUACUGGAGAACAAUAAUGAUGCCCAGUUCCAGGUGGCCUACUACAGUAAUGUACUGGUGGAUAAAGAUGGUCUCUGUUACUGGUUACCUCCUGCCAUCUUCCGUUCCUCAUGCUCCAUCAACGUCAACUACUUUCCCUUCGACUGGCAGAACUGCACCCUUAAAUUCACAUCUCUGACCUACAAUGCCAAAGAGAUCAGGAUGUUGCUGAAGGAAGAAGGGGAUGACCCCACCAAAUGGACUGUAGAAUGGAUCAUCAUCGACCCUGCCAGCUUCACGGAGAACGGUGAGUGGGAGAUCAUCCACCGGCCAGCCAAAAGAAACACCUACAAACACAUUCCCAUGGAGAGCAACAAGCACCAGGACAUCACCUUCUACCUGGUCAUCAAGCGCAAACCUCUCUUCUACAUUGUCAACAUCAUCAUCCCCUGUGUGCUCAUCUCUUUCCUGGCCUCACUCGUCUACUACCUGCCUGCUGACAGUGGUGAGAAGAUGACGUUGUCCAUCUCAGUGCUGCUGGCUCAGUCUGUCUUCUUGCUGCUGAUCUCUCAAAGGCUGCCAGAGACGUCCAUGUCUGUUCCACUAAUUGUCAAGUAUCUGAUGUUCAUCAUGGUGCUGGUUACUGUCGUGGUGUUGAACUGUGUGGUCGUCCUCAACCUGCACUUCAGGACACCGAGCACACAUGUGAUGACUGAGUGGACCAAGAUGUUUUUCUUGGAGCGGUUGCCACGGAUUCUGCGUAUGUCUCACCCGGAAGAGGCCGAGCCAUAUUGGGAUGGAGCGUUGCCACGGCGAUCCAGCUCAGCGGGUUACAUCGCAAAAGCAGAGGAAUACUACAGCGUCAAAUCCCGCAGUGAGCUGAUGUUUGAGAAGCAGUCUGAGAGGCAUGGACUGGUGAAACGGUCCACACAUGCUGCAGUGGUGAAGCCGCAGGAAGAUGGAGGUGUGACGGAUCAGCUGUAUGGAGAGAUGAAGCCGGCUGUGGACGGAGCGAACUACAUCAUCAAACACAUGCGCAACAAGAAUGACUACAACGAGGAGAAAGAUAACUGGAGCGGCAUCGCCCGCACCGUGGACCGUCUCUGCCUCUUCCUUGUUACUCCAGUGAUGACCCUUGGCACCAUCAUCAUCUUCCUCACGGGAAUCUGCAACCACCCUCCACACCUGCCCUUUAAAGGUGACCCACAUGACUACAUCGAGGAAAGCGCACGUCUGCUGGAACUCUGAGAAAUAACUUACUUUAACUGUAGUUUGUUGGUCCUUAAUUACUUUUACGUGACUUUUCUAGCUUCAAACUGCAGCUGUGUGUGUUUUCUUAGUCUAAGGUUUGUAUAACACUGUUUUAUUGGUGUGAUUUUUAGAAACAGCUGACCGAACAUGUGCCUGUCUGUCAUUUAUUCUGGCUGUUGAUCAGAGAGCUGAAACAUGUUUUAAUAUUAACUAAAUUCCCCUGAAAUGAUGAUCCUUUCAUAAGCAAAUGUUGCUGGCAUGGUCUUUAAUUUAUAAACACAACUUUAGCCCACAUCAAGGCUUCAAAUAAAUUCUCUUUAUACAAGAAAAAAAUGGUUAAACAACAUUAUUACAGCAAGCCAACUAUUUAAUCAAGAAGGGGAUCUUUACACCUGAAUUUUGAAUUUUUACAUUAUAAAACUGAUCUGACUUCUUAGAGGUGUAGUAGGAAGUUGUGCUCUGCCUUUUCUUCCUCAGGGAACUUAAACUUAUAUCAAAAGGACUUAUUUUCUAUCCGCAUCCAAACAGAAGAAUCUAACAAUUUCAUCAAGAAUUUAGCUGCAAACCUUCCUCUCAUUCCUUUUUGCUCCUGUUAAAGGUAUAAAUGAAGGAAAAAACGUGUGA
Messenger RNA from Melanotaenia boesemani (Boeseman's rainbowfish), 2401 nucleotides. RefSeq names its product cholinergic receptor, nicotinic, delta (muscle) (gene chrnd). The transcript is spliced from 12 exons. NCBI's taxonomy places the organism in Eukaryota, Metazoa, Chordata, Actinopteri, Atheriniformes, Melanotaeniidae. Gene Ontology annotation, cellular component: synapse; neuron projection; postsynaptic membrane. Gene Ontology annotation, molecular function: transmembrane signaling receptor activity; acetylcholine-gated monoatomic cation-selective channel activity. The record is from RefSeq and is a predicted model, not a curated record. Bases 203 to 1774 code for a protein of 523 amino acids. Gene Ontology annotation, biological process: signal transduction; regulation of membrane potential; nervous system process.